Papilio machaon (common yellow swallowtail) is the source of this 1725-nucleotide messenger RNA. RefSeq lists its product as uncharacterized. The coding region runs from base 1 to 1725 and encodes 574 amino acids. The transcript has a single exon. NCBI's taxonomy places the organism in Eukaryota, Metazoa, Arthropoda, Insecta, Lepidoptera, Papilionidae. The record is from RefSeq and is a predicted model, not a curated record.
AUGGAUCUACAAUAUAAAUUAUUGCUAUAUCUGGAUACAAAGCGCGUAUUAACUGAAAUGGGUAAUAGCUGUGAAUCGUUCUUAGAUGAGUGUUUUGACAAAGCCACUAACAAAUUUCCACCGCUACGGUAUUUACUCGAAAUUGACGUCAUGGACUUGUUUAACGUUUUUCCCGACCUUGGGGAUUUUUUGAUACAAGAACCUUUGCAAUUUCAAUACAUUUGCAACAAGAUAUUAUUUGCAUGUAUAAAUUCUAUAGAUAGUGAAAAUAAAAAUAACUUACAGUUAAUGCAAGUGGCAACAAAUCUGAGACUCAAAUGCGUACCACAGUUUUUAUCUAAUGGGAAGCAACCAUACUAUGGAGGAAUUAUGCUCAAAAAAGGUUUACUUAUUGAUAUUUCUAAACCCAAUUCUUACGUUUUUCAUACAGUUUGGUCAUGCCCUGAAGCAUGUGAAGGUAAUGAAGUUAUUCUGCAAUUUAUUCCGAAAACACCACCGAAAUGUUAUGUCUGUCGAAGCGUUUUGUUUGAGAAUAGUGGCUUACGAAGAUGUGGAGAAAAAGUAACUGCUACUUUUACAUCGAAUGAUGAAUUUUUACCAAGGAAAUAUUUCAUUGUUGACGAUUUAAUAUCAAAGUUAAUCGUCGGAAAUAUGUAUAAUCUUUAUGUUGUAGUGUUAAAGAAUAAAAAAGAAGUCUGGUCAGUAGAGAAAAGCGUUAUUUUGCCUGCACCAAUAACUUAUCCAAUACCCGAAGAUAUUGGACAGCUGUUUGAAACUUGUGAGGGUGUCCCGUGGAAGUUUAUUUACUAUCUCGCAUCCACGAUAGGAGUUCGUGUGUGCCCAUUACAUUGUUUUAUGCACGUUAAAAUUAGUUUAUUGCUUAGUUUAGUCAGCCUGAAAGCAAAUUCUUUAUUAGGGUCAUCUAUAAUUCAUAUUUUAGUCACUGGUCAUGAAACUAAAUAUGUUUCAGAAAUAAUGAAUGUAGCUACAAAAUUUGCUAAUGCGUCAGUGUAUUUAGGUCCGCAUGCUAACGUUCAACUAUCAAUGAUAGGUGGAUCGGCUGGAAUUUGCAUUUUACCUUUGUCUCUUUAUAGAUCUAAUCAGAAACAAUUAGCUUUUAUUCUCAAAACUCUAGAAACCGAUAAAAUUACUAUAGAAAAUAGUGAAAUUCAAUUAAAGUGCGCUGUUUGGGCUUUAUCUAAUGAGUCUAACAAAAUACCUUUUAAUAAUAUGUCUAGUGUAUUCCAUAUUAUUUGCCGAGAUUAUGGUCAAGAUUAUGAUGACAUAGCAGAAUUUAUGCUUAAAGGUGCCCUAGAACAGCAAAAAAAGACUAAAGACGAAGAAACGGCUAUAAAUAAUCUUAUGAUCUAUAUUAAUUUGACUGCAGGAAUUAAUGUAAGUCUGGACAAGUCUGCUGAAAAACUUUUAAAGAGUUAUUUUCUAUCGGCGAGAAAGGAAAGUUCUAAAGUAGCAACAAUUGGAAGCCUAGGAGCUUUGGUAACAGUUUCUUUGACUUCGGCCAGACUUUGUCGUAGAACUGUGACAACAAUCGAUGAUGCUUUAUUUUCUAUAUGGUUGCAUGUAUGUGGAAGUCCUCAACCUAGAUUUGCACCCGAAGAAUACCUUCAAACACCACCAUGUAUCUAUGAGUUAGAGCAAAAUAUGACUAAAUUUAAAUACUGGUUAGAACAAUUUACAGGAAUUAAUUUUACCGAAUCUAAAUGA